Gracilinanus agilis (Agile Gracile Mouse Opossum) is the source of this 1932-nucleotide messenger RNA. RefSeq names its product EF-hand calcium binding domain 6 (gene EFCAB6). Gene Ontology annotation, molecular function: calcium ion binding. Bases 1 to 1932 code for a protein of 643 amino acids. The transcript is spliced from 13 exons. The record is from RefSeq and is a predicted model, not a curated record. Gene Ontology annotation, cellular component: nucleoplasm. NCBI's taxonomy places the organism in Eukaryota, Metazoa, Chordata, Mammalia, Didelphimorphia, Didelphidae.
AUGAUGGCUAUGAGAAUGAAUGUGCCCAUGCCUCUGAAUCAGAAGCACCCAGCCCCGGCACUGACAGUGGUGGAUUUGGGAGGAGGGCCGUGGGUGCAGAAGGGGUACGUGACUUACCAAGAAUUUUUGGCUCGAAUGGGAAUCGAGUAUUUACCUUCUAUCCAUCGGCCAUACACUGUGGAUCAUUUCAACUUCAUGGGCCAUUUCACGAAGCAGGAUCAGAUGCAGGAAGAGGCCAAAGAGAUGCAGCAGGCUUUGGAGAUGAGUAAGCCAUUCAGGGAGAAGUUUAAGGACCAUUUGCAAGACCUCAGCCAGACCUUUGCAAAACUGGACAAGCACAGGAACUCCUUCAUUUCCAUGAGUGACCUGCAGAAGGUCUUACAAGAGUAUCAUCCAAACAUAACAGAAGAGGAGAUAGUGAUGAUGCUGAAAAGGGCCAGUCAGGGGCCCACUGGGAUGAUGAAAGAGGAGCCACAGUUUUCUCCUUGCCCGUGGUCUAGCGGGGCAGAGCUGUGUCCGUGGGGACCCAGCCUAGUUAAGGACUUCUACCCUCUGCAAAGUGAUACUCAUGAGGGUUCUCAGUGCCAGGAGGAAUGGCAGCAGGCCAUCAGCGCUUUGGGUGGCUCCUCUGUCCUUAAAGGCUGGGGGAUCACCUGUAGUGACAACAUUGUCUACUACCACGAAUUCCUGAGAGCCUUGGAAAGCUUCAAACCUUCCAAGUCUCAUUCCCGGGAGAGAGAAGAAAAUAUGCAAAUCCCCUUCUCGCCACUGACUCCUGAACAGGCCCUGAAGAGAAUGAAGGAUCUGGUCUUGGCCAACCACAACACCUUCUACAAGACUGCUGCCGAGUGGACGGAGAAAAUGCAGAAAGUUUCUGUGCCCAAAGCUCAGAAGGACCCCUUCUUGAAAGAGCUCCUGCUUCGCGUCCGGGAUAUCGUGACCACUCGCUUCUCCAACUUACUCCAGGAAUUUACUGACAUGGACUGUAGCAGGAGCUGCACGACAUCCAAGGAGGAAUUCAGGAACAUUUGCAACCGUCACUUCCAGAUUCUGAAUGAUGAACAAUUUGAGACCUUCUGGAAUGAGCUUCCCCUCAACAGCGAAGGGAGGCUGAAGUACCAGGAGUUCUUGUGCAAGUUCAACAUGGAGAAAUCUCUGAGCCCUCCGGCCACGGCAGAUCCGACCAAAUCCCAGAGACCCAGCACCACCCCGGAGGUCGAGGCAGGAAUGGCCCCAGUGGCCGGACCUGCUCCCGUUCCAGGCUCUGCUCCCCGGCCCCAGACUGGAGCAGAAAAUGUUCCAGGGACUGCCAGCUCCACAGGCUCCAAGACCGGCGUCCCCCCUUUGCAGAAUUGUGAAGCUAUAGAAAACAGGUUGAGAAAGAAGAUCCAGGGCUUCUGGAAGGAAAUGCUGAAAGAAUGCAAAGAGAAGGACGUGGACAAACAGGGAGAAAUCUCUGUGCCUGAAUUCCAAGCUCUGGUGGACAAGUACAACCUGGACCUCAGCAAAGAGGACUGCCAGAAUCUCAUAACGAAGUAUGACCUGAAGAACAACGGCAAGUUCGCGUACUGCGACUUCUUCCAGAGCUGCAUCCUUCUCUUAAAGCCAAAGGAGAACUCGCUGAUGCAGAGGAUGAAGAUCCAGCAGGUCUACAUGAUGAAAGGUGCCGGGACUCAGAGCCCCUCCUUCUACGCGGCUUUGCUGAGAAUUCAGCCCAAAAUCCUCCAUUGCUGGCGGCCCAUGCGGAGAACCUUCAAAAGCUACGAUGAGUCUGGGACGGGCCUUUUAAGCAUUGAUGACUUCAGGAAGGUUCUGCGGCAAUAUGGAAUCAAUCUGUCCGAAGAGGAGUUCUUUCAUAUUUUGGAAUAUUAUGAUAAAACUUUGUCUUCAAAAAUAUCCUAUAAUGAUUUCUUACGAGCGUUUCUGCAGUAG